Molecule: messenger RNA, 1463 nt
Organism: Phyllostomus hastatus (greater spear-nosed bat)
Lineage: Eukaryota; Metazoa; Chordata; Mammalia; Chiroptera; Phyllostomidae
Gene: CDPF1
Product: cysteine rich DPF motif domain containing 1
Exons: 4
Coding region: 400-771 (123 amino acids)
Source: RefSeq, a predicted model, not a curated record
GGGGCGGCCUGGCGGUGUGACGGGAGUGCGCGCGCUCGGCCGGCCCCGGUCCCGCCCAGCGCCUGCUGCUCGCCGGCGGCCGCGAGGCCUCGGUAGAGGUCCUUGGGAUUCCGAGGACCCGGGUCGGACCCGCUGCGCUCGGCCCCGGGGGACGGAGGACUCGGGGAAAGGCCCCCCGAGAUGACAGCGGGCUUGUGAGCUCCCGGGGCCGAGCCUGGACGUGCGGGGUCCCGCAGACCUCGGGAGGGGCGUUGCUGGAAACUUGGAGGAGGAGUGAGGUGCAAAGGUUAGGGAUAAGCAGCAGCAAGGCGAAGAAUGCCUUCCGAGAGCAUGCGGAAGGACGGUGCGCCCGGAUCGCCACCGGCCAAGGGGGAAAAAAGCCAGACACCUUGUCCAUAGAUGGCACACGAGGCGGAGCGCCAGCCCCUCGGUGUGUUUGAGUGCCAGCUCUGCUCCCUGACGGCUCCGUACAGCUACGUGGGGCAGAAGCCCCCCAACACCCAGGCUAUCAUCCUCUUGGAGGAGAGCUUCGUCACCAAGGACCCCUUCACCCCUGACAAGGGCAGAUUCCUGGUCCUGGGCUCCAGGUGCAGCGUCUGCGGCCGGCUGGUGUGUGUGGGCCCGGAAUGCAGCCUGUUCUACUCCAAGAGAUUCUGCCUCCCUUGUGUCCAGGAGAACGUCCACGCCUUCCCUCAGGAAAUUCGGCUCGACUUGGAGAAAAGGAAAGUUCCAUCGAAGAGGCCGGCCAGCCAGCCCAGCACUCAGGCCUGAGCGCAGCCUCGGUGGCCCAGGCCGGCGCGGGCUGAGCUGGGAGCCCACUACGUGCUGGCCCUGACUGCGGGCGGGCUGGAGCCGCAGGGUGGCGGGGUCCCGCCUGCAGCAGCAGCAGGAGGGCAGGGCUGCGUGGCUCAGAGCUGGGGUGGGGCAGGAGCGGAAGGGAGCUGAGGCCAGGCCUGUGGGGUCCCUCGCUCCCCCCAGGGCGCCGCCUCCCCGCAAGGUCGUCCCUGGGCUGCUCCUGCUCGCACCUGGUGGACCCGCAGCCCCACGUGCCCUCCGUGCGAUGGGCCCGAUCCAGGACUUGGCCGCGCGCGCCGGACCAGUGUGGGCCCUGCAGCCCCAGUAGCCGUGGGCGCGAAGACGGGCGGUCUCGGAGUCACCCCGGUGCUCUGCAGGUUGCCUGUUGGUGCUCCCAGCCCCUUCUGUUCCCUGCGGCUCCUUCCCGCUCCAGGCCCAGCUCCACGUGGGCCCAGAUGGACUUCCCUCCCGCCCGGCUCCAUCAUCCCCUGCUCCACAGUCUGCUGGCGGCAGCGCCCCCCCCCGCCCCCCAGCGGUGCGGUAUGCCGGACUAUGAGCAGCCCUCCGCCGCGGCCCGUUUCCUUGUGCCUUUGCUGCGGAGCCGCCGAGCCCGCCCGGGGGAGUGUGAGAAGCGGGCAGGGGAGAGGGAAUAAAGAGCCGCUGCUGAG